Molecule: messenger RNA, 8128 nt
Organism: Alosa sapidissima (American shad)
Lineage: Eukaryota; Metazoa; Chordata; Actinopteri; Clupeiformes; Clupeidae
Gene: prox1a
Product: prospero homeobox 1a
Exons: 5
Coding region: 350-2737 (795 amino acids)
Biological process (GO): regulation of transcription by RNA polymerase II
Cellular component (GO): nucleus
Molecular function (GO): RNA polymerase II cis-regulatory region sequence-specific DNA binding; DNA-binding transcription factor activity, RNA polymerase II-specific
Source: RefSeq, a predicted model, not a curated record
UCACAAUGGUUAUGACGCGCCGUCUUCCUGCUUCCUUCAGCUGCGUCUUAAAGUGAAUCUUGUUAGUGCGAGAGCGCUCUAGCCCCGUCCUGUACGCAUCGCAGAGAAACACAGUUUCCAUCUGGAAAGGAGAGCGGCGCAAAAGAGCUCUCUCGCUCACUCACUCACUCUCGUCGCUCGUGCUUGUCCUGAGAAAUUACAAUAUUCAUCACCAGGCGAACAACCCUCCGUAUUCUCUCUUUCACUAUUGCAAAGAAGCUCAAUUUCCUCUCGUCUGCAGAGCUCCCAGGAUUCUCGAGCCUUGCCCAGCUGACAGGCUUUUGAAGAUGGCACAAUAACAGUUCCAGUGAUGCCUGACCAUGACAACACAGCCCUUCUAAACAGACAAACCAAGAGACGAAGAGUUGACAUCGGGGUGAAAAGGACUGUAGGCACAGCAUCUGCGGUAUUCGCCCGGGCAAAAGCAACCAUACUCAGUGCCAUGAAUCCCCACGGUUCGGACCAGGACGUCGAGUGCUCCGUGGUGCCACACGGCGACGGCGAGAAGUCCAACGUGCUACGCAAGCUCCUGAAGAGAGCAAACUCGUACGAGGACGCCAUGAUGCCCUUCCCGGGAGCCACCAUUAUCUCCCAGCUGCUGAAGAACAACAUAGGCAAAAACGGUGGCAGUGAGAACGGCAACUUCCAGGGCAGCGGUGGCCUGUCCAGCACAGGCUCUGAGGCCCACCAAGAGGACGCGUGCAGCAACUCGUCGCGCGAGAGCCCCCAGGAGUGCCUGUCGCCCUUCGGCCGGCCCACCAUGACGCAGUUCGACAUCGAGCGGCUGACGGACGAACACCUGCGCGCCAAGCGCGCCCGCGUGGAGAACAUCAUUCGCGGCAUGAGCCACUCGCCCAGCGUGACGCUGCGCGGGGCCGGCGAGAGCGAGCGCGGGGACCGGGAGCGCGAUCGCGACCGAGAGCGCGAGCGUGACCGAGAGCGCGAUCGCGACCGGGAGCGUGAUCGGGAGCGAGAACGCGAGGGGCCCCAGCACCACCCACAGCAGCAGCACCACCAGCAGCAGCAGCAGCAGCAGCAGCAGCAGCAGCCUCCCAGCCCACGCGAGAGCUACCGGGAGAACAAGCGCAAGCAGAAGCUACCCCAGCAGCAGCAGCAGAGCUUCCAGCAGCUGGUGUCGGCCCGCAAGGAGCAGAAGCACGAGGAGCGCCGGCAGCUCAAGCUGCAGCUGGAGGACAUGCAGAAGCAGCUGCGGCAGCUGCAGGAGAAGUUCUACCAGAUCUACGACAGCACCGACUCGGAGAACGACGACAACGACGGCAACCUGUCGGAGGACAGCAUGCGAUCCGACGGCGGCUUGGAGAACCGCGCGCGGCUCGACGACUCCAUGCCGGACCGCUCCGACAAUGAGAUGUCCGACCUGGACCCCGGGCACUUCCUGGACCGGGCCCGGGCGCUGAUCCGUGAGCAGACCAUGAUCGCUGAAGGGGGCGACAAGCCCAAAGGAGACGGCUCCCGGGGGAAGGCCCAGGGGCCACAGUCCAUGCACGCCGAGGGCAAGCACCUGGCCGAGACACUGAAGCAGGAGCUGAACACGGCCAUGUCGCAGGUGGUGGACACGGUGGUAAAGGUGUUCGCCAAGCCACCCCGCCCGGCCCUGCCUCAGGUGUUCCCGCCCCUGCAGAUGCCCCAGGACCGCUUCACCAUGAAUGGCGACAACCCCAACUUCCACACGGCCAACCAGCGCCUGCAGUGCUUCGGCGACGUCAUCAUUCCCAACCCGCUCGACUUCACCGGGAUGCCCAUGCCUGGCGCCAAUGACCAGACAGAGGCACUGCCACUUGUGGUGCGCAAGAACUCCUCUGACCAGUCGUCCGGCCUGCCCACCCCUGGGGCUCACCACCACCCCUCGCUGCACCCAUCUCCGCUCACGGCCACCAUGGGUUUCAGCCCACCCUCAUUCCGCCACCCAUUCCCCCUGCCCCUCAUGGGCUACCCCUUCCAGAGUCCUCUGGGGCCACCCUCGGCCUACCCGGGCAAGGACCGGUCUUCCCCAGAGUCACUCGACCUCUCCCGGGAGACCACGAGCCUACGGACCAAGAUGUCGAACCACAUGAACCACCACCGCUCCAUGUCCCCCACGCACCCGGGAAGCACCACCGAGGGCCUGUCCCUCUCGCUCAUCAAGUCUGAGUGCGGAGACCUCCAAGACAUGGCUGACAUCUCACCGUACUCAGGGAGUGCAUUCCAAAUUCAGGAAGGCUUGUCCCCGAACCACUUGAAAAAGGCCAAGCUGAUGUUCUUCUACACACGCUACCCCAGCUCCAACAUGCUCAAAAUGUUCUUCUCAGAUGUGAAGUUUAACAGGUGCAUCACCUCCCAGCUGAUCAAAUGGUUCAGUAACUUCCGCGAGUUCUACUACAUCCAGAUGGAGAAGUUCGCUCGGCAGUCCAUCAACGACGGCGUGACCGGGGUCGAGGAGCUCAGCGUCAGCCGCGACUGCGAGCUCUUCCGUGCCCUCAACAUGCACUACAACAAGGCCAACGACUUUGAGGUUCCGGAGCGGUUCCUGGAAGUGGCACAGAUCACGUUACGGGAGUUUUUCAAUGCCAUUGUGGCAGGCAAAGACGUUGAUCCUUCCUGGAAGAAGGCCAUAUACAAGGUCAUCUGCAAGCUGGACAGUGAGGUCCCGGAGAUUUUCAAAUCGCCCAACUGUCUACAGGAGCUUCUGCACGAGUAAUGACACAAAAAAAAAUCACAUUUCCCCUCCUGCUCCCUCACACCACACCACAUAAUACCAACGGCUAACGCCCUCCAACACCUCUUGUUGUUAUGAAGUACGAAGUAGCAUCACUAUUUUGCCCCCCCCCCCCCCCCCCCUCCUUCACACUGGCUACCCUUUUGGACGAUUUAGCUGUUCAUAUACAUAUUUUCAUGUACAUAUUUUUUUCUUUCUUUCUUUCUUCCUCUGUGCUUCUUAUUCUUCUUCUUUGGAAAGAAAACUCUGGUUGUUAUAUUUUUUUGACUGUUUCUACUUGAUUCCUUUCCCUCUCAUGUUUCAUGCGAUGCUCUUUAAGUUUCUGGGCAUUAUUAUUCCACACUCUGGUGACUCAUAGAACUGAAACUAAAAACUUUCCCGAAAACUUUCAGCCUUACUAGAGACCCUAAGGCCUGAACGGCCACCCCAAAAGGCUUUGGUUUCACCUGUGGGAUGUGUGAUGUGUGUGUGUGUGUGUGUGUGUGAGGGUUUUAUUGCAGAAAUACAACUUUACAUUUGUAGCUUGUAUAGAUGUAAUUAUUAUUUAUGAUUAAUAUAAUUAUUCCUAUUGAUGUUAUCAAUGCUUGCUACAAAUUGACACGUGGUUCUCCUGUUUCUCAUGGCAAUGCUACAUUUUAAAAAAUAAUAAUAAUAAAUUAUUCUUUGCACAAAAAAAUAGAGGGGUAUAAAUUUUCUACCACCAAACAAAAACCAAACAAACAAAAAAAAAUCAAAGCAAAACAUAUAUCUGACAUGUUUUUGAAGGGACUGUGAUAACCGCUUUCUCCAUUUGGCCUUUUCUUUCUCGCCGUUGGCACGGGUCCAGUGUUCUUGUGUAUUGUGUCCACUUUGAUAGCGUAGGCACCAGGGGAGGCAGGCCCCGCUCAGCGGCAGCCUCCUUGACAGCGCAGCCUCUCCUGUAACCAAGCAACAUGGCCAUUUCACACUGGGCCAGGCCGGCUUUUGCACAAAAAAAGAUGGAUGCUUUCCCACAGAGAGAGACCAUUCUUGCCCAUUCUAAAAGCACACUGUCGCAGUCAGCCGUACGCGUGCUCACACAAGCACACACACACAUAUAUACACGUAUACACACACACACACACACACACACACACACACACACACACACACACACACACACACACACACACACACACACACACACACACACACACACACACACACACACACACACACUCACAAGUCCAAUGAGGGCCCUCGAUCCCCCAAAACAAGGGGUUUGUUGUUGUUGUCGCUCUUCCCACCUGCUGGUAGGGAAACACCUCUAUUAAUGGACUGAAUUCUGUUUUAUUGGUCUGAAUGGUGGUAUAGACACCUUUUAACUGAAGAAAAAAUGUGUAAUCUCCUCGACUAAAAUAUUAUUAUUAUUAUUAUUAUUAUUAUUAUUAUCAUUAUUAUUCCUUUAAUGAUUUAGCGCAAAUUUUAUUUGAGGUCUAGAGCCCUUUUGUGAUUGUUCUUUCACAGUGAUUUCUUUUUCUUUACUGUUUUGUAUUCAUACUCUUCAUAAUCUAAAGAUUUCAUUUUUCUUUUAUAAUAAGCUAUGAAAGUGUACCGUUUAUUACUGCUGAAACAAUUUGAAUUUAAAACAAAGCAACAAAACAAAUUGCAAAGAAGGGUGUGUGUGUGUUAGAGAGAGAGAGAAGGUAACACAUUUCUACAUGAGGAGAUUGAGUACUUGAACACAGAUGGCCAUAGUUCAGUCCUCACAAUGUCAUUUUGAAGACAGCAGAAUUCAGUCCUUAUGUCUUCAUCUCUGUAUAUUUCCCUCACAUUUGUCUUUUUUAAAUGUAGAAGCUUCAACAGUGACUUGUCUAAAUGUCGUGGCAAACAGUCACCUUUUUUCUUCCCUAAUUUGUCUCGCUUACAGAAGUAAGGUUGGCUUUUUUGGAGGGCAAGGACUGGACAUGUGAUCUCUCUCUUUCACAUCCCCCCUCCCUCACUUGCUCUCUCUCUCACACACACACAAACACACGUGCGCACACACACACCCACACACGCUGUCUAAAGUAGCAGUGCUGUUUGCAUUUGUAAAAUACAGCUGAUGAAUUGAAAUGCAGGACCUGCAAUUAUUGUCAGCACAAUGCCUUAAAAAACCUGCUGACUUGUAGAUUAAUGGGCACAAAGCAGGGUGAGGUCCCGUCAUUAUGCUCCAAGCACUGGCAGGAUCUGCAGGCACUGGACAAUGCAGACAAUGGUAGGAACAAAGUGCCAACGUUUUCACUAUGCAUUGUAUUAAAAAAAGAGAAGUGAUGUUAGACCACACGUUAGAGAAAGAAAAAGAAACAGACAGGCACAGGUCUUCUCAACUUAACAGCCCUCCCACCCCUUAUUGUUGUUGACAGUCAACUGCUUUUGUGAUGCUAGCUUUCAACAAUAUACGGGAAACACUUCUAAAUAAUCAUCAUGAGCUUGAACACUUGUAUUAAAACUGAUUAUACCUCUUGCGCAAAUAUGUAAUCAGAAAACUGUACCUGUGUUAGUACGUUUUAGUCCCUUCCUUUUAUUGUAAUGCUCAGUGACACUGUUGACCUAGAGAUGGUCAAAGCAGCAUCCAUUUUAGAUAUUGAAAUCGGCACAGAGGAUUAGUUUGGAGACACUGGGCAGUGGAAAGAGCUAAGAAAAUCCACUAUGUUUUAAAAGCAGUCAUGUCAUUCAUAACUUUGCACCAGACUAAGUGUGGAAACCACUCAAAUAAUACUCUAAUACUCAAUACUCAAAUACUCAGUCUGUAGUGUCAGUUUGAGCUGCCUCAAAUGAUCAUUUAAUGUGUGUGUGUGUGUGUGUGUGUGUGUGUGUGUGUGUGUUUGAAGGGGAGAUAUCUAACAAGCUGUCUGUGCCUCGAAUCAUAAACACCAGCAAAUUGUUUUAAGGAGAUAGCACAAAAUUAAGUCAGAUCAUUUCAGCAUACACUCCCAGUGAUCUCAGCUCUUCAUUAAGUGCUGUCCUCUUUGACAAAAAGGCUUCAUUCUCUUCAUUGGAACUACAUUGCAACUGCAACAUCAGAGUGUCAUUGCAUUUCCAAAUGGUGACAGCUAUGCAUUAACUGUGAGGUUUUUAUUUUUUACUUUUGUUCAUGUCAUUCAGUAUCACAGUGGUGGAGAAUUAAGUCUUUUAAAAACACAAAAGGCAUUUUUAGAACAAAUUUUUGUGUGCUGAAAUUUUCCUUGAACUCUCAAGGUUGAAAUUUGCAGUAGGAUCUGAUAUUUAAUACAGGAUAAUUUUCACAUAUUAUGAAAGGUAGCACAGAAGCAAUAUUGUGUGUUUGUACUGUAUGUAUGUGUGUGUGUGUGUGUGUGUGUGUGUGUGUGUGAGUGAGAGAGAGAGAGAGAGAGAGAGAGAGAAAGAGAGAUACUGCAGUGUAUCUGUAUACAAGAGAAAAACAACUCAUCCCUUUCAUAGAUGACAUAUUUUAUACCCUUUAUUUGGUAUCUCUCACUGUUGUACAGUUUAGAUUUGAUUUGAAAUUGCAUUGUGUUGAAUCAACAGAAUAUAAGUAUGUGAUGUUGAAUAGAACUAUGUUGUCACCAUUCCUGUAGUCUCUUCUUGAGAGUAUUAGGACAUAGAAGGUUAGAAUUCAACUUGGCAAUUCAGCCAUUUUUCCUGAAGAGCUCAGUAGCAAUUGCCUGAUUCAAAUCUGUCCUUUAACCAAACAGAGAUGGUGGAGCACCAGAGGUGUCAAGAUUGUAUUCUUUUAAAAAGUCCAACUUCACACUUCAUCACUGCUUGUGAUUUGAAGGUCCUGCAACCACUCUCUGGCCCCCUGUGACUUUGUAUUUCUGGGAGGAAAUAUUGUGUCUGUUUGCUUUGUUCCAGUUUGGGUUGUGGGUUGGAUUGGUGUGCUGUGUGUGAGUCCAGGGCAUCUCAUGUGUUUUAGUUUUACAUUGAAAGGCGCAGCUGGAGCUGAGCUCUUCAUUCCAUACAUCCCCUUGUGAUGUUUCUUCUUUGAUUUGAGAGGGGGAGGCCAACUUUCUUGAAUAAUCUUGAAUAUUUCUGUGUUGUAUGUUAUUAUUUUUUGAUUGAAGUGUUACCCUGUGUACUGCACCCAUAAUUUUAUGGAGGCUUCCACAAAAGAUAUCCACACUAAACUAUAGACGCUAAUUUCAAGCAAAUGAUUUUGAUGUAAACAUUUCACUGUGACACAGUCAGGAUUGAACUACUUUCAGCUCACUGAUAUUUACCAUUUCCAGGGUGGAAUUGCUAUUCUGUUUAGAUGGAAGAAUUACAUUGUAGUCACAUUGUCACAAAGUAAACUCCCAUGGGUUUAAGCUUUCAACCUGUGAACAAGUGUACACCCAGCUGGAGGAGUGUCUGUUUUGUUGAAGAGGUGUAACAGUGAUCAGGUUAUUAUCUCGUUGACUGUUUUGGCAAACUCCAGCAGAAGUGACUGAUAUGUUCCAUAACAAAGGGACAGCUAGAAAAUACUGGUAUGGGGGAAAAAAUGUGUACAUUAUUUUUUUUCGUUCUUUCUUUUGAGGGCAGGUUUAAGGGAUGGGGUGGGGGGAAGGGUGAUCACAUGUAUAUGGAUACGUGUUUCUCAAUUUUUCCACUCUUUGUAAAUGUUUGAGCUAUAUUCCUACAGGGUCCUGUGUCCCUUAGAGCGUUUUUAAACUUAAUUCACCCUGGUUGGGAUGUGUGUAAAUAGAACCCAAGAGUGAAAAACUACUGCCUUUCUUCUCCCAUUAGCAAUAUGAUGUAAAUAGCAUUGUUACGCUUUUUUUGUAUUAAAAGAAUUGUUUGAUUCUAGUAAAAGUAAUUCCAGCUGACGUUUCAUGACACAGUAUCUUUGAUGCAUAUAUAAGAAGAAUUAAAAAAUACAUGAAUUAUUUGACCUGUACACAUACAUAGGUAACAAGUUGCAUUGUGGAUUUUUGUUGUCAAUUCGUCUUGCAGAAUUUUCAUAAUUUAUUGGUUUAAUUUAUCCUAAUUUAUUUGGUGAAGAUGUACAAUUUUGUUCUUUCAAGGACAUACUGUAAUAUUAUUUGGUAGAAUCAAACACUACGAUGCUCUACUCAGUAGAGGAGAGAAAAAAACAAAGCACUGGAAAUGCGAGUAGCCAAUGGAAUACCAUGACCUGCUGUUCAAGAGGAAACUUGACAUCUGUGGAAAAAAAGGAGUAUGUAAAAAAAAAAAAAGUUUUCUUCUGUUUUGUUUGGAAGGUAAAAAAAAAUAGUUUCUUUUGUGUGUUUGCCUUUUUUUUUUCUUUUUUCAAGUUCUUCAAUCAAAUCUUUACCUUUGCUUUGUACCACCUACACAAUACAGUAGUUGAAUUGCCUGGUGUGCCUUCCAUCUUCUAUGAACUGAAUGUAUGUGCAGUACAUAUGCAAGCUUGUGCAAAAUAAAAACAAAGUCCAA